AUGACCAGUAUGAUGUCAGGCACGGCCGGUACGUCUACGGGAGGUACUUCCGGUGUGAUAUUCCCUGCUACGUCUGCCACAGGAAUGAUGGCUAGUGGCGGAGGGGUAUCGGGAAGCGAAAUGAUGUCAGCCACCGGAGGUGCAAUGCCUAGUGCCGGGAUGAUUUCUGGCACUGGCGGAAUGACGGGAGGCGGAGAUUUCGGGAUGAUUAGUAGUACAGCUAUACCUUUUUAUGGUACCAGUGGGGGCAUGUUUAGCGGAAUGUGUUCAAUGAUUCCUGGGCGAAGCUGGUCCUUCUAUGGCUCAACUGGUGGCAUACCGACUUACGGAAUGGGCGGUGGUAUAAUGGGUAGUGGAAUGAUGGGAGGUGGAGCAAUGGGAAGUGGGAUGAUGGGAGGUGGAGCAAUGGGAAGUGGGAUGAUGGGAGGUGGAGCAAUGGGAAGUGGAAUGAUGGCAGGCGGAGCCAUGGGCAGUGGAAUGAUGGCAGGCGGAGCCAUGGGCAGUGGAAUGGGAGGUGGAGCUAUGGGAAGUGGAAUGAUGGGAGCUGGAGCAAUGGGAAGUGGAAUGAUGGGAGGCGGAGCCAUGGGAAGUGGGAUGAUGGGAGGCGGAGCCAUGGGCAGUGGAAUGAUGGCUGGCGGAGCUAUGGGCAGUGGUAUGACGGCUGGUGGAGCUAUGGGCAGUGGUAUGAAGGCUGGUGGAGCUAUGGGCAGUGGGAUGAUGGCUGGUGGAGCUAUGGGAAGUGGUAUGACGGCUGGCGGAGCCAUGGGCAGUGGUAUGAUGGCAGGCGGAGCCAUGGGCAGUGGAAUGAUGGCAGGCGGAGCCAUGGGCAGUGGUAUGACGGCUGGCGGAGCUAUGGGUAGUGGAAUGAUGGCUGGCGCUGGGUCUGGUAUGGGCAUGGGAGCCGGGACUAUGGGAGGAGGUGCCAUGGGAGGAGCCAUGGGAAGCGGUGGCAUGUCUUUUGUCACCAGACGCAAAUCAGGAAAAAUAGGUAAUUAA
Molecule: messenger RNA, 996 nt
Organism: Ylistrum balloti
Lineage: Eukaryota; Metazoa; Mollusca; Bivalvia; Pectinida; Pectinidae
Exons: 1
Coding region: 1-996 (331 amino acids)
Source: RefSeq, a predicted model, not a curated record